AUGCCAUACGCGCUACAAAACCGCAAUGUCCUCGUCUCUGCGGGCUCUAGAGGAUUAGGAGCGGUCGUCGCCCAGAAGUUUGCUGCCGAAGGCUGCAACGUCGCAAUCAAUUACUUCUCUAGCAGGGAUGCUGCGGAAAAAGUCGCAUCAGAUAUUCGAGCGCAGUAUAAUGUCAAGAUCAUAUUGAUUCAGGGUGAUGCGAGUAUUCAGAGUGAAUGUCAGAGCAUGGUGCAGACUACGAUCGAGCAACUUGGAGGUCUGGAUAUUCUGGUUUCGAAUGCUGGCUGGACCAAAGUUACGACGUUCAACGACUUGGAUGCCAUGAAUGAGGAAGACUGGGAUAAGUGCUGGUCUGCCAAUGUGAAAGGUCAUCUAUGGCUCUUCAAGGCGGCACUUCCUACGUUCAGAGCCAAUCCGGACGGUGGUGUCUUCCUACUCACCUCAUCAGCAGCGGCCGUUUCUGCGUCAGGAAGUAGUCUGCCAUAUUCUGUCACGAAAGCGGCAGGCUUGCAUUUGGUCAAGUGCCUCGCACAGACUCAAGGAAACAAAGUCCGCGUCAAUGCGGUUCUUCCAGGCCUGCUCCUGACUGAAUGGGGACUGCGGUUCCCCAAGGAGAAAAUUGAGGCUUAUAAAGCUAGAACUCCUCUUAACACCCUGCCUGAAGUGGAGGACACCGCCGAUGCAUAUAUCAACAUAGCAAAGAACUCAUCAAUGACAGGACAAGCAGUUCAGAUAGAUUCUGGGUUUGUGGUGAACUACUAAGCUGAGCUGUGUGGCGCAAAGAUAGAAGUGAGGUGCCCUUUAGGAUUGAAGAUUUGAGAUAAUGCAUGGUGUUGGUUUUACAUAGUAUACAUUGUAUUUCUUCUUCGUCCUUCAGUUGAAAGGAUUGUGGAAUGGAGUGAAUGAAGCACCAUGCGAUGAGAAAGUGCGGCUGCCAAUCAUCCGAGCUUUGAGGGCAGCACGGAACGCAUCCGUAUUGGGCCGCCCUUCCACCUUCAUCAUAUGGAUUCUGACCAG
Molecule: messenger RNA, 1017 nt
Organism: Aspergillus nidulans FGSC A4
Lineage: Eukaryota; Fungi; Ascomycota; Eurotiomycetes; Eurotiales; Aspergillaceae
Product: SDR family NAD(P)-dependent oxidoreductase
Exons: 10
Coding region: 1-762 (253 amino acids)
Source: RefSeq, a predicted model, not a curated record